ACUGCUGUCAGCCGCUCUUCUGGGCUCUGAUUGGCUCUCUGCAGAAGGAAAAUGAUAUUAACCAAGAUGGCGGCGGGCGACGGAGAAAAGUACUGAAGCAACAGAACAACAAGCGGAGCAACUAUUAAACUGCCAAUGUGUCGUCUGCUGGUGACUCGUUUGUGUCCGACAGCUUCUGUAAAUAUCACAAAGCCAGUCAGGACCAACUGAGACGCAACGUCCGUCCGCUGAAGUCGUGAUAGAUGAGCAGCUCAACUGUUUGCUAACUAGCUGCAGCUAACCGAAGCUAAGUGCCGAGGGAGUGAGACAUUGUUAUUAAUUGUGCUGCAACUUGUUCCGUUAUCUCUUAAACCGGCUUAACGGAAUCUGCAGCACGAACCGAGUGACUGGAAGUUGAUAAGGAAGGCGUCGUCUUCUCCGACCUGACGACAUGGCGCACUCCCCGAUACAGGCUGCACUACCGGGGAUUCAGAAUUUCCGGGCCGAUCCGGAGGAAUUCUUUACCAAGCUGGAAAAGAUAGGCAAGGGCUCUUUUGGCGAAGUGUUCAAAGGCAUCGACAAUCGGACUCAAAAAGUUGUCGCCAUUAAAAUAAUCGAUCUGGAAGAAGCCGAGGACGAAAUCGAGGACAUUCAGCAGGAAAUCACGGUGCUCAGCCAGUGCGACAGCCCCUUCAUCACCAAGUACUUUGGCUCGUAUUUGAAGGGAACAAAAUUAUGGAUUAUAAUGGAAUAUUUGGGUGGAGGAUCAGCUCUGGAUUUGUUGGAACCCGGGGCUCUCGACGAAACGCAAAUCGCCACAAUUCUCAGAGAAAUCCUGAAAGGUCUGGAAUACCUUCAUUCUGAAAAGAAGAUCCACAGAGAUAUCAAAGCGGCCAAUGUGUUGCUUUCGGAACAAGGCGAGGUGAAGCUUGCAGAUUUUGGUGUGGCAGGUCAGCUGACUGACACGCAGAUAAAGAGAAACACGUUUGUUGGAACUCCCUUCUGGAUGGCACCCGAAGUUAUAAAGCAGUCGGCGUACGACUCGAAGGCAGACAUUUGGUCGCUAGGAAUAACGGCCAUCGAGCUUGCGAAAGGGGAGCCCCCGCACUCAGAGCUGCACCCCAUGAAAGCCCUCUUCCUCAUUCCAAAGAACAACCCUCCCACCCUGGAGGGGAGCUACAGCAAACCCCUGAAGGAGUUUGUUGAGGCGUGUUUGAAUAAAGAGCCCAGUUUCAGGCCAAGCGCCAAAGAGCUGCUGAAGCACAAGCUGAUCGUGCGGCACGCCAAGAAGACAUCCUACCUGACGGAGCUGGUCGACGGUUACAGGCGGUGGAAGUCGGAGCAGUCCAGAGAGGAGUCCAGCUCCGAGGACUCUGACGAGGAGGCUAAAGGUGAAGCGUCGGGGGGCGUUGACACCAGCAACGACGACUGGAUCUUCACCAUCAGGGAGAGAGACCUGAAAAAGAUUCAGAAUGGAGCCGCGCUGCCUGCUGAGCCUGAGAAAACAGAAGAGCAGGAGAGCUCCAGGAGGCCCUUGUCUCAGAGCUUGUCCACCAUCUUCUCCCCCUUGUUCGCAGAGCUGAAAGAGAAGGGUGAGGCCAGCAACGGCAAACCGGAGACAGCCAAGGAGCUUCACGACGCCAUUUUGGUGGCCGAGGAGACGCACCCAGGGGUCUGUGACUCUCUGGUGGCAGAACUGGUGCAGAGACUUCAGAGGUUCUCUCAGCCUCAGGUGGCCUCGUCUCACUGAGAAGACCCUCCGUCACCCGACCACCGGCGGGUCAGCGGUGGCGCCUGGAGCUUGACCCGCGGUGGAAGGCAAACGCUGUUGAUACGCUUGCACGCCACCAGGUGGCGCCGCUCCAGACUGUCCACUGUUACCAGUGUAGAUGAUGAGCUGCAGGGACUUUGCUGAAUCACAGAUGUUUACGCUUGGCUUUUUUUUAUUUCAGAGACGGUACUUGAGCCGUGUAUCUGUCGCUGGUUAGAUUCCCUGUGGAAGGUGGCCAGGCAUCCUACUGAAAACUCAGGUCUCCUGCUGCAGCCGGCCGGUGCUGAGCGGGGCUCUUGUACAGACGUGUAAAUAGCAGAUCUCUUAAAGACGGACCAUGGUCCAGGUAAAUCCUUCCACGGCCAUAAUCCAGAUUGCCUUGCCUUCGUACUUUUCUAUCUGGGCUGUAGUGCGCCAGGACGGCGCCCCCUGCCUGCCCUCUCCCUUUAACGUUUAGUUGCACAUCUGGAUCAUUCCCAGCGACUUGAAACACUGGCUGUUGAUUGUUGUUUUGGUACGUGAGUGUGAGAGCAAGAGAGUUUCUUCAUUCCGCCGACCGUUUGUCUUCCGGGGAGCCGCUGCUUGUCUCGUCGCAGCUCUUCUUGCACUUCAACUGAAAUGCCUUGGACUUUCGCAGCCAUAACUCAGUAGCUCGCCGCUGCGAACCUCGCAAACUGGGACCAGUCCGGCUCCUGACAUUUCAAGACGCUCGCUUGUCGAGCUCAUGGGGUCCGGGUGACGUCCACACACACACACGCCUGGUCGGGACCGGUUUAUGUGUAGGGCGCAUGACGGCGCUGAAAUGUUUGUAUGCGUUCUAGCAUACGGCCUUAGACUGAGAGCCACGGCUUCAACACGUGUCCCGACUUCAGCUCCCCGAGCGUUUGGACCAGACAUGACGGACGGCCCUGACAUUCCUCACCCGGCCGCAGGACUCUGGGGUGGCGCUCCCUUCACGCGUCCUGAUGUGCCACCUAAGCCCUCCGUCUUUACUCCCACCUGAUUUGCACCUUCCACGACCACCGUUCGAGCGUUGCACUUUGUUGAAGUCUGUUGGUCCAAAACCGAACAUGGUACUGAACUAGUCCAUGGUAGCCCUCUUCCCACCCCCGGACCUCCGCCCCCUCUGAGUGUCGUAUGGCAAUAACGCUGCACCAGGAGUAUUUUUGUAACCGGGCAGAGCAGUAUUACCUGUUGAAUGGCAAUCGCAUAAAGGAUAUUUUUGGGUGACAGACGAUGGUUCCGUAUGUUUGCUAACUUAGGUUUGAUUUAUUGUUGAAUAAGAAAUAAACAAUCUAGUAAAUA
Molecule: messenger RNA, 3055 nt
Organism: Synchiropus splendidus (mandarinfish)
Lineage: Eukaryota; Metazoa; Chordata; Actinopteri; Syngnathiformes; Callionymidae
Gene: stk24a
Product: serine/threonine kinase 24a (STE20 homolog, yeast)
Exons: 11
Coding region: 431-1729 (432 amino acids)
Biological process (GO): protein phosphorylation
Molecular function (GO): protein kinase activity; ATP binding
Source: RefSeq, a predicted model, not a curated record